Molecule: messenger RNA, 3252 nt
Organism: Chenopodium quinoa (quinoa)
Lineage: Eukaryota; Viridiplantae; Streptophyta; Magnoliopsida; Caryophyllales; Amaranthaceae
Exons: 16
Coding region: 33-3017 (994 amino acids)
Biological process (GO): proteolysis
Cellular component (GO): vacuole
Molecular function (GO): serine-type carboxypeptidase activity
Source: RefSeq, a predicted model, not a curated record
CCCACACCAUUUGGUAAGCUAAAGCAAGAAAGAUGAUGAGUAAAAGCAAACACUAUUAUUUUCUAUUGCUAUCCCUCUAUUUUUGCCUUAUUUCUAACACUCUCACCCCAAUUAAUGCCACUGAUCAAGUUGCUAACUUAUACAAAUUACUCAAAUCUAAGAGGUCCAAAAACCCCUCUCUUGCUGCUUCUUGGGUCACAUUGCCAACCCAAAUCAAGAACACUCGGGUUCAUGCUGAACCUCAAGAUGGGCUCAUGGAGGCGGACAAGAUCACCACCUUACCCGGCCAACCGGAUGGGGUGGAUUUCGAUCAGUAUGCCGGGUAUGUAGCCGUUGAUCAAACUAGAGAGAAGGCACUGUUCUAUUACUUUGCUGAAUCUCCUAAGAAUUCUUCUUCAAAACCUUUGAUAUUAUGGCUAAAUGGAGGACCUGGAUGCUCCUCAUUUGGCAAUGGAGGACUAUUAGAACUAGGACCUUUCAGAGUCAAAAGCGAUAGUAAAACACUAAUUCGAAAUCCUUAUGCUUGGAAUAAUGUUGCAAAUGUGAUAUUCUUGGAAUCUCCAGCAGGAGUAGGAUUCUCAUACGGAAAUGAAUCAAUGAUCUAUAACCAAACAGGGGAUAUAAGCACGGCUAAAGAUGCCUAUACUUUCCUUGUCAAUUGGUUUGAGAGGUUCCCUCAGUAUAAAAACCGCGAUUUCUACUUAGCAGGAGAGAGCUACGCCGGUCAUUACGUGCCUCAACUUGCUUAUACCAUCUUGCAUAAUAACAAGAAUGCAAACCAUGACUUUAUUAAUCUCAAAGGCAUCGCGAUAGGCAAUGCAUGGAUAGAUGAUGCUACAAACUCAGAGGGGAUGUAUGAUUAUUUAUGGAGUCAUGCUUUGUUUUCAGAUGAAACACAUGCUAAAAUCAAACAACUAUGCAAUUUUUCCGAGACAUCUACUUCCGACGAAUGUGAUACUUACAGUAGUUUAGCAUGGGAAGAAGCAGGGAAUAUUGACAUCUACAACAUUUAUGCCCCAGUCUGCGUUAAGCUUGGAAUCAAAGCUCAUAUUCUUGAUGAUUCAGUGGAAGUUUAUGAUCCUUGUUCUUCAAUCUAUGUGGAAGAUUACUUGAAUAAAAUAGAAGUGCAAAAAGCUCUUCAUGUCAAACCUACAAAAUGGGAAUCCUGCAGUGGUUUUGAAUGGCAUGAUAGUCCAUCCACUGUUUUACCAGUCAUUCAGGAGCUCAUGGCAAGCAACAUUAGUGUGUGGAUUUACAGUGGUGACGUUGAUGGACGUGUUCCGGUGACAUCAUCAAAGUACUCCAUUAAUGCGCUCAAGCUUCCAAUUAAAAAUGCUUGGCGUCCAUGGUACACAGACAAUCAGGUUGGAGGGUAUGUAGUAGGUUAUGAAGGAUUGGUGUUUGUAACCGUAAGAGGGGCUGGGCACCUAGUUCCAAGGUACCAACCAGCUAGAGCUUUGACCAUGGUCUCGUCAUUUCUCCAAGGAACUCUGCCUCCAAAGUCGAUAGUAAGCUUAAUAGCAAGAAAGAUGAGCAAAGGCAUACACUAUUACUUUCUCUUAUUGUCCCUCUAUUUUUGCUUUAUUUCAAACACACUCACCCCAAGUAAUGCCAAUGAUCAAGUAACCAAUUUGUAUAAAUUGCUCAAGUCUAAGAGGUUAAAAAGCUCCUAUCUUGCUGCUUCUUGGGUCACAUUGCCAACCCAAAUUAGGGAUACUCAAGCUCAUGUUGAACCUCAAGAUGGUCUUAUGGAGGCCGACAAGAUCACCACCUUGCCCGGCCAGCCAAGUGGGAUUGAUUUCGAUCAAUAUGCCGGUUAUGUAGCCGUUGAUCCGGCUCAUGAGAAGGCAUUGUUCUAUUACUUUGUUGAAUCCCCUGAGAAUGCUUCUUCGAAACCUUUGGUUUUAUGGCUAAACGGAGGACCAGGAUGCUCAUCGUUUGGCAACGGAGGAUUAUUAGAACUAGGACCUUUUCGGGUCAAAAGCGAUGGGAAAACACUAAUUCGAAAUCCUUAUGCUUGGAAUAAAGUGGCAAAUGUGAUCUUCUUAGAAUCUCCGGUAGGAGUAGGAUUUUCAUAUGGAAAGGAACCAGCCAUCUAUGCAGAAUCAGGGGAUACGAGCACAGCUAAAGACGCUUACACGUUCCUUGUCAAUUGGUUUGAGAGGUUCCCUCAAUAUAAAAACCGCGAAUUCUACUUAGCAGGAGAGAGCUAUGCUGGCCAUUAUGUGCCUCAACUUGCUUAUACCAUCUUGCAUAAAAACAACAAUGCAAAACAUAACAGCAGUUUCAUUAAUCUCAAAGGCAUAGCGAUAGGUAACGCUUGGGUAGAUGAUGCAACAAAUACAGCAGGAUUGUAUGAUUAUUUAUUUAAUCAUGCUACACACUCAGAUGAAACACAUGCCAAAAUCAAGCAAUUUUGCAAUUUUUCCAAGGCAACAACAUCCCAAAAAUGCGAAGAUUACAAGGAUAAAGCUUGGGAAGAAGCAGGGAAUAUAGACAUUUACAACAUCUAUGCUCCAGUUUGCUUAAAGUCUGGAAAUUCCGAAGCUCAUAUUCUUGAUUCAGUCGAGAUUUAUGAUCCAUGUUCUUCCAAAUACGUGACAACUUAUUUAAACACUAUAGAAGUGCAAAAGGCUCUCCAUGCCAAACCCAAAAGAUGGGAAUCCUGCAGUGGAUUUAGAUGGCAAGACAGUUCGUUUACAGUGUUACCAAUCAUUCAGAAGCUCAUUGCAAGCAACAUUAGUAUGUGGAUGUACAGUGGAGAUGUUGAUGGACGUGUGCCGGUCACAUCAUCAAAGUACUCCAUUAACACUCUCAAGCUUCCAGUUAAAGAUGCUUGGAGUCCAUGGUACGACACAGACAACCAGGUUGGAGGAUACAUAGUAGGUUAUGAAGGAUUGGUGUUUGUGACAGUAAGAGGUGCAGGACAUCUAGUUCCAAGUUACCAACCUAAAAGAGCUUUGACCAUGUUCUCAUCAUUUCUCCUGGGAAAACUACCUCCGAAAUCUUCGUCUUGAGUCUUUUGACGUCCAUUUUCCAUAAUUUUAUUGAUAUAUUAGAUGAAAAACUCGUGUAUGAUUUACAAAGUGCAAAACUAUAAUCAGGCACAGCAGCACCAUAUACCCUCAUCGAGAUCGAAAAUGAUGAGCAAGUGAUACAAGGCAAAAAGAAUUACUUACACAAGUAAGAUUAUAUGACAAGCUAUAGAGAGGAUUUAUUCAUAUAUAAUGAAAAUCAUUUAGUAGAAAACUA